This is a messenger RNA of Chenopodium quinoa (quinoa), 2054 nucleotides long. Its product is annotated as chaperone protein dnaJ 13-like. The record is from RefSeq and is a predicted model, not a curated record. Bases 168 to 1787 code for a protein of 539 amino acids. NCBI's taxonomy places the organism in Eukaryota, Viridiplantae, Streptophyta, Magnoliopsida, Caryophyllales, Amaranthaceae. The transcript is spliced from 13 exons.
GCGCUAUGCUAAACCAAUUCAAUAAACCCAAGAAGAAGCAACAGGACCUUCCUUGGAAAAGGGUCAACAAAAUUGAAGCAGAACGAAAAUUGAAAUUAAAAUUAAAACCCUGUUAGAACCUUGGGUUUUGUUUAGAAUAUAUCGAAACUGAAUCGAAACACACAUCAAUGGAGGAAAAAGACGAAGGUAUUCCAAACAGAGAGCUCUAUGCUUUGCUUAACAUCUCCCCAGAUGCUUCUACCGAACAAAUCCGCAAAGCUUAUCGCCAGUGGGCUCAAGUCUAUCAUACUGACAAAUACCAAGCUUCUCAUAUGAAAGAAAUUGCUACAGAGAAUUUUCAGCGGAUAUGUGAAGCAUAUGAAAUACUCUCAGAUGAGAACAAAAGAAUGAUAUAUGAUAUCUAUGGUAUGGAAGGUUUGAACUCUGGUUUAGAACUUGGACCGAAGUUAAAUAAAGCUGAAGAAAUAAAAGAAGAACUUGAAAAGUUACGUCGCAGAAAGGAACAGGAAAAGCUGGCCCAUAUCCGACCUACUGGUUCUAUUAUGGCCAAUUUGUCAUUGCCAGACUUUUGUGAGGGUGAUGGCAUUAUGAAAGGAAUGGCCAUGGCCAGUGAGGUCCAAUCUCAAAUGUCCAAACGCAUUGCAGUUGCUAUUGGUGGGAACUUAGCUGUUACAGGCAACUCAGGUGGUGGGGCUGCUACUGCUGUACUUAAACACCAGAUAUCAUCAGUUGCUUCCAUUGAAUUCAUGGCAUCUGCUGGUUUGCGUUCAAUUAUUGGUAUAGAAACGACACGCCACUUAUCACCUCACUCCUCUGCCACUGCGGGACUUGCAAUGUCGCUAAAGGAUGGAUCAAUCAAUCUUUCUAAUUUAUGGACUCGCCAACUGUCUCAGACUUCAAAUGGCAAUAUACAACUUCUUCUGGGUACAGAAUCAUCUAUUGCUGUUGGAUGGCAGAAAAAAGAAGAGAAAAUGUCUGUUGCUGGAGAGAUAAAGUUUGGCACCAGCUCUUUUGGGGCUUCAGCUCAUUAUACUCACCGCUUUUCAUCUAAGUCUCAUGGGCGUAUAACAGGCAGAUUAGGAAGCAAUGCUCUUGAGUUCGAAAUUGGUGGGGGACGUAGAAUAUCUGAUUUCAGCACAGUGCGGAUGUUGUAUUCUAUAGGGAUUCAGGGUGUCUUUUGGAAGUUUGAGUUGCAUCGCGGUGGUCAAAAGUUGAUAGUUCCUGUUUUGCUUUGCAGGUAUAUAAACCCUUUUUUUGCAGCAGGGGCAUUUGCUAUUCCGACAUCCCUUUAUUUCGUACUUAAGAAAUUUGUUGCCAAACCUUAUUACCUUAAACGAGAGAAGCACAAGGCAGUAGAAAUCAUGGAGAAAACCUCAGGCCAGGUUCGUGAAGCUAGAGUAGCAGCAGCAAAGGCUCAGCAGCUAUUAGAAAAUGUGGCCAAUAGAAAGAUGAAUAAACAAAUUGAAAUUGGUGGAUUGAUCAUCACAAAAGCAGUUUAUGGAAGUGCAAAAGCUCUGAAAAAGCUGGAUGAUGUGGAAAUAUCAAGUGAUGAAUUGUCUUCACAAGUUAUUGAUGUUACUAUACCUCUGAAUUUCUUGGUUAAUGAUUUGGGGCAACUUCAGCUUCAUGAAGGUGUGAAGAAAUCAGGCAUUAUGGGCUUUUGUGACCCAUGUCCAGGAGAACAUAAGAAACUGCUGGUCAGGUACACGUGCAACGGUCAAAACUACCAGGUGGUGGUUGAAGACUAUGCGGAGUUGCGGAUACCCCAGGAAGCUCACAAGCUCUAGACUUUUUCUUCAGUAACAAGAUCAUCAUCACCUCCCUUAAUCACCUAUGAAGCACCUAUAGCUGGUUUGAGGCCCAUAAAGCAUCACAAAGUUCAUCUUGUAGUCUUAUGUUCAACUAUCACAAAAGUAAAAAUAAAGACACACUAGUACAGUACAAUAUUUAUAGUUAUCUUCGUAUUGUGAUUAUCUGGUCAAUAAAUGCAAUAAUUAUGCCAUGUAUCAUUUUUGUUUGAGGGCAUUAAAUGGCUGGAACAUUUUUGUUUUCAA